Molecule: messenger RNA, 3298 nt
Organism: Neoarius graeffei (lesser salmon catfish)
Lineage: Eukaryota; Metazoa; Chordata; Actinopteri; Siluriformes; Ariidae
Gene: poli
Product: polymerase (DNA directed) iota
Exons: 8
Coding region: 1092-3203 (703 amino acids)
Biological process (GO): translesion synthesis
Molecular function (GO): DNA-directed DNA polymerase activity; damaged DNA binding
Source: RefSeq, a predicted model, not a curated record
AGUUUCACCCCAGGUAGGUUGGAGUCGGGUUGUACGGGAAGAUGGAGCCAUUGAGGUUGAUCUGGAGCUGGCGGUUGGCCUCCUUGGUGUUGGGGUGGUUUUGGCAGUGCUCAGCUUCAGUCUCCAUCUCUUGAGAUAUGUUUCAAGUUGGACCAUAUCUGUCGAGAGUGUCUCCUUUACCUUGGUCUAGUUGCUGUCAGCAUAAAGCCCUACAGCUGUAAGUGCACCCCGGGCCCUUCACUUGUUCCCUAAGUCCCCAGGGUGCAUGCUGAGAUUUCACAGAUGUAUAGAUUUACUGCACUCACACGAGGCUAGUAAAAUGGCAGAACUUGCAGAAUAGUGCACUAGAUAGGGAAUAAGGUGUGACUGUAGACUACUAGACACUAUUUGGUUGCUUCUUAUAUGAGAAAAACAUGCACGCGUGCACACAGUUUCAGGGUUGUGUGUGUGUGUGUGUGUGUGUGUGUGUGUGUGUGUGUGUGUGUGUGUGUGUGUGUGAGAGAGAGAGAGAAAAGCUGAGUCACACGUGUGAUCUGAGGUUUUACUGAAAGUCACUCAUGCUUUUCAGUCUUCGGAAAUCUGAAGCUAGAUCAGGGUUCUUCACUUCCUGUUUUCAUAGCUGUGCUCAGUGUUCAGUUCCUGCACAGAACGUUUAUGGGUUCCCCAGGGGGACAGACCAAAGAACCGUUUAGGACUGCAGUUUCAGCGUUUUAUUCUGAAGGUGUCACCUCCAAAAGGGUUCUUUGGCUUUAUAGAGAGGUAACUGGAGGGAGGGAUGGAGGUAUGGAUGGAUAGAUGAUUAAACAACUGGAUGGAUGAAAAGAUUGACAAGAGGACCACUGGAUGAAUGUACAGAUGGAGAGAUGGACAAAUAAAGGGGUGGUUGAAUGGAUGGAUUGAUGAAUAGAUGGCUGGAAUGAAGAACAGUGAGAUGGAUGUAUUUGUAAAUGGAGGGCUCCAUAGAAAGUUGGAUGGAUGGAUGGUGUGAGGGUGGAUGAAAGGAUGAAUGAACUGUGAAAUGGUUAUAGUUGGAUUGAUGAAUUAAUGGCUGAUUAGAAAAACAGGAAUGGAUAAAUAGAGGGCUGCAUACAAUGAUGGAUGGAGGGGAAACUCGAAUUAUUAAGCAUUCAAAGACUCCCCACACUGUACUGGUGAUGAUGGUAAAGAGCAGUGAGUGUGACUCUCACUUAGCCAAGUGCACUUCUCUCGUGAGAAAGUGUUCUCCUGAGUGUGGACUUGUUGUAGCAUUCCGUGUCGUUUCAGGAUUCCUAGCCAGAUGUGUGGAGGACAAUCCCAGAGUGAUCCUGCAUUUUGACAUGGACUGUUUCUACGCCCAGGUGGAGAUGAUCCGUAAUCCAGGCCUGCGCUCCAAACCUGUGGGAGUGCAUCAGAAGUACCUUCUCGUCACCUGUAACUACGUGGCGAGGGCGCAGGGUGUGGCCAAGAUGAUGUUCGUGAAGGAGGCUGUGGAGAAGUGUCCUGACCUGGUGUUGAUCAGAGGAGAAGAUCUCACUGUCUACAGAGAGAUGUCCUACAAGGUCACAGAGCUGCUGAUGUCGUACUGCCCCCUGGUGGAGAGGCUGGGCUUAGACGAGAACUUUGUGGAUGUGACGGAGAUGGUGGAGAGCAGGAGGAGGAACACAGACGUCUCUGAGCUCUCCUUCGUGGGUCACAUCUACGGACACGAUGUCUCUAACGUGGCCAUACAGGACCACGUGAGUCUGGCUCUGGGCUCAGUGAUAGCGUGUGAGCUGCGGGAGGUGCUGUUCUCCAGACUGGGCCUGACUUCCUGUGGGGGCGUGGCUAACAGCAAGCUCUUAGCUAAACUGGUGUCCGGGACGUUCAAACCCAACCAGCAGACCACACUGCUGCCUCACAGCAUCUCCCAGCUGAUGAGCAGCCUGAGCGGACUGAGCAAAGUCCCAGGAAUCGGUCCCAAGACAGCUGAGAGACUGAAGGCUCUGUGUGUGUUCAGUGUGAGAGACCUGCAGCUUUUCCCUCUCAGGCGGUUGGUGUGUGAGUUUGGAGAAGUGAACGCUAAACGCAUGCAGAGCCUUGCCUGUGGCGUCGACCUUUCACCUGUCACCCCCGCCGGCCCCCCACAGUCUCUGAGUGAUGAGGACUCAUUUAAGAAAAUCUCCACGCUGAGUGAAGCGGAGAGUAAAAUCACGGAGCUGCUGCUCAGCCUGAGCAAGAGAAUGCGUAAGGACAGCAGGCUGCCUCAGACACUGAAGCUGAGUCUGAGACGGAGCGGCGCACUGAGCCGAGAGAGCAGACAGAGUCCUAUUCCUACACACACUGCACACAGGAUCAUUAACGGCUGCCCAGAGGCGGUGCCUCAGCUGGUUUCCAUAGCGAUGAAGCUGUUACACAAACUGGUGGAUAUCAGAGAGCCAUUUCACCUGACGGUGCUGAGCAUGUGUUUUACCAACCUGCAGGCCAAAAUGUCCAACAGGAAGACCAUCAGCUCCUUCUUCAGCCCCACACACACCUCCUCACACACACACACCUCCUCACACACACACACCUCCUCACACAGUGUGUGUGAUGCUCCUUCCAGCUUUACACAACCUGAAACUCUGUGUGGAACAAUGAACCCACAGAACAUCAAAGACUCAUCAUCAUCAUCAUCAUCUCCAUUUAUCCAGGAGCCAAUCAGACCCGGUUCCUCUGUGCCUUCUGUUCAGGAAUGCUCUGAUCCCAGCAGCGUUCCCACACCAGAUUCCAUAACCUCCGUCACCAUUCCAGCCCUCCCCCCUGACGUAGACCCGGAGGUGUUCAGAGCUCUCCCACAGCACAUCCAGAUGGAGCUCAUGUCCAGCUUCCAAGAAGAUUCUAUGAAGAGACAGGAACGUCACAGCGAGCCAGCUCCACCCACGGCACACGCUGAUGAUGUCAUCGCCCAGCGCUGCAGUGAAACAGAGAAACUGAGUGACGUCAGCAUUGUGCAGUAUGAACCCAGUAGCCCUGAUGUUCCUGACGUUCCUCCUAACGUAGAUCCGUACGUGUUCUCCCAGCUUCCCCCGGACAUGCAGACAGAACUGCGUACAGAGUGGAGGCGGAGCAAACUCGCACUCAAAAUGUCACCCAAACACGCGGGCAGACGCACGACGUCGUCUCGAGAUAAGAGAGUUGCAGUGAUGCGCUCUCGCAGCAGCAGCCUGCUCAAGUACUUCAAACCCUCAUCAGAUAAACACUCAUGAAAAUGCGCUGGUGAAAUACUUCACUCAGCCGUGUGUGUACAUUCAGAAUUUUUAAUAAAAAUGUUUUGUUAAUAAAACAAAAAGAUGACAUCAUG